Molecule: messenger RNA, 2331 nt
Organism: Trichomonas vaginalis G3
Lineage: Eukaryota; Parabasalia; Trichomonadida; Trichomonadidae
Product: DPP6 N-terminal domain-like family
Exons: 1
Coding region: 1-2331 (776 amino acids)
Source: RefSeq, a predicted model, not a curated record
AUGGAUCAAGGUGAAAUCCCUUCUCCCAUUCAGAAAAUGUUUGACCAACCACUAAAGCAAUGUCCACAGAGUGUAUCUAUUUCCAAAAAUAAUGAAAUUUUCAUUCUAAACACUCAAGAAAAUUCGAUUGAUAUUUAUGACAUAGAAUCUUUCAACCAUUUAUAUCACUUGGUAUGGUCAUCGCAUACAAUAUUAAAUGUAUUCUAUCUCGACAAGCAUGAUUGCAUCAUUUUUGAAGAUCGUAAUGUAAAUCAACCAAAAACUUAUUACAAUAUCUUUUUUAACUGGAGAGUCCCUAUCGAGAAGAACUCUUCUACACCAAUUACAAUUAAUUUACCAGAAAAAAUUUUAUAUCCAACGUCUUGGCAAUUCACACAGCUUUCUAACGAACCACAAAUACUAUGCAUAGCAUCAAUCAGUGCAGAUUCUAACCCAUCUGCACAAGUAGACGCAAAUUCAAUAAUAAUUGUCACAGAAAAAACGUGUAUUAUAUGGGAUAUUGAGGAUAGACCGAAACUAAGAUGCGUAAUAAUUUUACCGCUACCUGUUUAUUGUCCAAUUUUCUCAUUUUACAAUGAUAUGUUGGCAAUUGUCUGCGCAGAUUAUCUUUUCAUUCUUAAGAUCAUCAAAGGCACACCACAACAUUAUACAAAGCAGUUUACACCAGGAGCCUUAUGCUAUGACACAAAAGAUUCUUUGAAUAUCGAUUUUGGCCUUGUCGAAGCACAAGUUUCAAACUUCUUGUUUAUUACAAGAUACUUAAUGGAUCAUCCAGUUUCUAUUGACAUAGUUUUUAGACUCAGAGCUCCAAGUUUGGCGAAAGAUCUCAGAUUUCUUUCUUCAUCAAGUUUGGUAUUCCUAACUGAACAAGCUUCACUUCUAUGCUCCAUUCGCCAUAGAGAUUCAGAUUCAGAUAAUUUUGAUCCUUCAAAUCUGACAGAUAAAUUUUUAGCUACUUCCUCUGCAUUCAACAGCGAUUACUUGGUCCUUUCUGAUUCCCAGACCAUCCAAGUUCUUCCAAAUCCUGUAAAAUCAAAACUGGACAUAAGUAUUUUUACUUUUCCCGUUUUAACUUCAGAAACGUUCAGCAAAAUACAGUUUAUUAACAUGAACCAAGAUUUCCUUAUAGUUAUAAACACAGAACGUAAGGUUACAACUCUUCAUUGUUAUAAUUUAACAAAAGGUGACGUAAUUUCAGAAGAAGCAUUGAAAUCAAAUGACAUACAAACGAAAAUACUCGGAUUGUGUCUUCUUUCCCAUAAAAAUGUGAAUUAUUCCGAUAAUUGUUACACAAUUGGCUCAAAUUUACUUGAAAACGGGAACCAGAGUAGAGCAUUUGAUUUCUUUAUAUCAGCUUUGAACGCCAAAUCACCAAUCUAUGGACAAAAACGAAAAUCAAUUAUUGAAAAAAUUAUUUCACUUCCGCGCAGGAAAUCAACCUUAUUUAUACAACAAGCACAUUUUAAUCAAAACGACAUCAACGACGAUCUUCUCAAACUAAUCAAAAAUCUCCCAAUAGAUACUUGUAUCAGGAAACUCUUAAGAGCAAGACAAUACAACCAAGUACUAGAUGAAACAGAACCACAUCCUUUAACAUUGUUAUACAAAGCUGUCUCAGAAACUUCAAAUGGAAACCAUGAAAUUGCAAAAGAAAUACUAUCCAAACUUCCUUUGUCAGUUUAUGAAAACCUUGAUAACGACAUUCUCCAUGAGAUAUCUGUCAACCUCAGUCCCAUCUCUCUUAUCAAAAUCGGCCGGCCAGAAUUACCAAAUUUCGUUUGGCCUUAUAAUGAAAGAGCACUUUGCUACAGUUAUAUCAAUGGAGAUGUCAAGAAUGUUGUUUCUUUAGCUUCAGAGAUGGAUGAUGCAAAAAUGCAUCUUGAUGAGUGGCCGGAAAAAUUAAUGGAUAUACCAUGGUUUUCAGGAACAGAAUCAGGGAAAGUCUGUGUGUCUGCUAUAGUCAAAUACGGACCAUGCAGUGAGAGGAAUGGGAAAUACUCAUAUCUACUGGAUGCAGUUGAAUACGCACUUAAAAAUGACUUCAGAAAAGCACUGUCUUUCGCUGGAGAUAAAGUGAACAAAAUUUUGUUUUUGAAGUUCUUCGCGAAGACUGCUUCUGCAUGGACAACUGUCUUGGAACAGUUCGAAGAUGAUAAAGAGAUAUCAGAACUGGCGAAAUUCUCAAUAAUUCAGUUUUCUCCUUCACAAGAUUUCCUCAAUUUGAUGAAAAACCCUCCGCCAAUUGAAGAUAUCGAUGAAACUCUAAAUGUUCUAGAAGAAACUGACCAGAAGCUGCUCCUCCUUAUUUCGCCUCGCGGAAUAAUUGUUUGA